Molecule: messenger RNA, 1563 nt
Organism: Drosophila albomicans
Lineage: Eukaryota; Metazoa; Arthropoda; Insecta; Diptera; Drosophilidae
Product: mitogen-activated protein kinase kinase kinase 7-like
Exons: 5
Coding region: 387-1268 (293 amino acids)
Biological process (GO): JNK cascade; protein phosphorylation; positive regulation of canonical NF-kappaB signal transduction
Molecular function (GO): ATP binding; magnesium ion binding; MAP kinase kinase kinase activity
Source: RefSeq, a predicted model, not a curated record
AGCCGUCCCUAUUUUACACACAGCCGCGUACGAAAUUCUGCGGCGGAAUGUUCUACUUAACGGAAAUUUCUGUGAUGCCCAGUCUAAAAAGCGUAUAACUGCAAUAAUACGCGAUCGUCUUCAUCACCCGUCCCUAUUUUGCACACAGCACCGGAAGGUUCUAGUUUUCUAAAAAUUUACAAUAAUAGCACUCUAAACGGUAUUAAAUUUGACAGAAUUUGUAAUGUGAAAAUGCAACCAUGUGCUUUGAUACAAAUUUAAAAAUUUCUCGCCAGUGGAUUCAGUUUGUGCUAGCCAACACAACAGCCAACAGUUCAAUUUAGCUUUUCGUAAACCGUUUACUUGACAUCGAGAAAUCGGCCCAAGACAGACUAAUUUAAUAAAUUAUGGAGGUCAUUAGUCCUACAGUGAUUAUUCCCAACAGUGAAUAUAUAUAUAGGGACGCUUUGAUUGAUUCAGGUUCCUUUGGUGAUGUCUACAAAGGGCGAUGGCACUCUAUAAUUCGUGGUAAUAUCAUAAGCGUUGCGCUGAAAAUAAUUCGAAGCCCCGAAGCAAAUGAAAAAGAAAUUAUGAAAGAGAUUUCAUAUUUAAAACAUAUCGAUCAUCCGAAUAUUAUGAAAUUAUACUUGUAUUUCAAAACAACUGAGAAUCAAUUUUGCAUGUGUUUGGAGUAUGCAGACUGUGGAUCACUUUACGAUUUCUUGCAUAAGUCGAAUUGCUGCAUUUCGGACUGCUGGAAACUCGAAAAGAUGCGGCAAUUAUCCGCUGGUAUAAGGCAUCUACAUAGCAAAAAAAUAAUCCAUCGUGAUCUCAAAUCAAAGAACCUGUUGCUUUUCGAUAACUUUAAAAUAUUGAAAAUAGGUGAUUUUGGUAAAGUGAAACAACUGUCCACUAUUAAUACGGAAAUGUCUGGGACAUUUAUUUAUAUGGCUCCAGAAGUCUGUGAUCCUGAAGGGAAAGGAAACUACACUGAAAAAUGUGAUAUUUUUAGCUUUGGCAUUAUUUUCUGGGAAGUAUUGUCUAGGAAGAAGCCCUUUCAUGAGUUUAAAGAUAUGCAUGAAUUUGCUAUUCAAAAUAAAGUUUUGCGAGGUGAUCGUCCAAAUUUAAAUGAUUUUACAAUUGGGACUUUUCUUAAUAUAAACAUCAAUGAAUUAAUAAAAAUGUGCUGGCAUGAAGAUCCAGAAAAACGGCCGAAUAUAGAUUACAUAGAUAAUAUUCUAAAUAACUACAUAUAUCUAUAUGGCACUAUAGUGCCACAGCAUAUAUAAUUAUUUCACAUAUUGAUAUACAUAUGUAUAGAAACGAAAAAUCUUAAUAAAAUCAUUAUUUAUUCAUGUUUUGCAGAUACUUGUCACCAAAUAAUUUAAAUAACUUAAGCAGAGAACACAUGACGACAAUAAAAUUUUUACUACUUUCUUAUUGGUAUCUUGCCAAAUUCAUUGUUUCGACGGAAAUCUGUUAAUUAGGAGGCUACUCUAGUGUGCUGCGUGAUGUAUAGAUUUCUUAAACGCACGAAAGCUGUUUAAAACAAUGAUCCCUUUUUAAAGAUAUCAACACAUUAAA